AUUCUUUUCGUGAUGCGUGUUAUGCUUUGGGAUUGCUUGACAAUGAUAGAGAAUUCAUCGAUGCUUUCAAAGAGGCGAGCAAUUUCUCACCUGCCUAUUGUUUGAGGAUUCUAUUUGUAAUUUUGUUAUGGACAGAGUCAAUGGCUCGACCAGAGUAUGUUUGGCAAAAAUGUUGGCUGUUCAUGGAUGAUGAUAUACAAUACACGCGUCGGCGAAUAUUGCAGCAUUCAGAUGAAGAAUUACAAAGUUUGCUUUGGAAGAAAUCGAAAGAGUGUUGCAAAGUCGUGGAAAAAGUUUGCGCGAUUACCCGCCAAUGCCUACUGUUGUACUUGAUUCGCUUUUGAGCUCUAAUGACAGACCGAUAUAUGAAGAAAUGCGUUAUGAUCGAAUUGCAUUAACAGAAGAACAUUCUAUGUUACUCAAAUCUCGUAUAGGUGAGCAACUUCGGGUAUAUGAGACAGUAAUGCAGUCUGUUGAUGAAGAAGUUGGUGGUAUUUUUUUUGUUUAUGGGUACGGAGGUUCGGGGAAGACAUUUGUAUGGAAGACCCUGUCUGCUACCCUCAGGUCUAAUAGUGAGAUUGUUCUUAAUGUUGCAUCCAGUGGUAUCACGUCUCUUCUUUUACCAGGUGGAUGUACAACACACUCACGAUUUGAAAUACCGAUAAGUUUGAAUGAAGACUCCACAUGUAAUAUUAAACAGGGGAGUCCGCUUGCCAAACUCAUUGUACGUUGUAAGCUUAUAAUAUGGGAUGAGACUCCAAUGCUACAUAAGUUUUGUUUUGAGGCGUUAGAUCGCAGUAUGAGGGACAUCAUGCAAUUUCAUAAACCCAAAAGUGGGACGCUUCCUUAUGGGGGGAAAACAAUGGUGUUUGGGGGGAUUUUCGCCAAGUGCUGCCAGUGAUACCUCAUGGUAGCAGACAAGAUGUUGUGAAUGCCACGAUUAAUUCAUCAUAUCCGUGGUCUGAAUGUACGGUCCUCCGCUUGACAAAAAAUAUGCGCUUGCAGAACAUGACUGAUCCCUUAGAUUCUUACGAUUUGAAGGUGUUUUCGGAUUGGAUUGCCAAUAUUGGUGACGGUGUUGCCAGUGAAAGUAAUGAUGGUCAUGUUCGUGUCACUAUUCCAGAUGAUCUUUUGAUACACAUAGAUGGAGAUCUUAUAGCUGCAAUCGUUGAAAGCAUAUUUCCAGAGUAUGUUCAAUCAGCGUAAGAUGUAAGUUGUUUACGUGACCAUGCCAUUUUGGCGCCCACUCUCGCUGUUGUAGAAGCUGUUAAUGAAUAUAUGACAUCUCUUAAUGUUGGUGAGCUUUCUAGA
This is a messenger RNA of Cuscuta epithymum, 1311 nucleotides long. Lineage: Eukaryota; Viridiplantae; Streptophyta; Magnoliopsida; Solanales; Convolvulaceae. The record is from the annotation of a GenBank genome assembly.